AUCACUUUUCUGAAGGGUUUGAGUUGAUAAAAGGGCUUGAUAUGGAGAAUUUGAUUGAAGCCAAAUUGUACUUUUGCUUUAAUUGUAGAAACCAUGUUGCACUUCAUGAUGAUGUCAUUUCAAAAACCUUUCGGGGAAGAAGUGGAAGAGGUUUUCUGUUUUCACAUGCAAUGAAUGUUAGAGUAGGGCCAAAAGAAGACAGACAUCUGAUAACAGGUCUCCAUACAGUUGCUGAUGUCUAUUGUUGUGACUGCAAUCAGGUGCUUGGUUGGAAGUAUGAAAAAGCCUAUGAAGAAAAUCAAAAGUACAAGGAAGGGAAAUACAUACUUGAGAAAGCUAAAAUUGUUAGGGAAAUGUUGUAGUUGCUGCCAGAAGAUAGUGUUAUAUGAUGUUGUUAAUUUUUGGAAGAACACUCACAAAUUUAGUGCUAAUAUUCUUUUGUAUAGUGGAUUUUCUUUAAUUUCAAAUCUUCAC
Messenger RNA from Vicia villosa (hairy vetch), 474 nucleotides. RefSeq lists its product as uncharacterized. The record is from RefSeq and is a predicted model, not a curated record. The transcript has 5 exons. NCBI's taxonomy places the organism in Eukaryota, Viridiplantae, Streptophyta, Magnoliopsida, Fabales, Fabaceae. The annotation marks the transcript as partial.